Python bivittatus (Burmese python) is the source of this 4640-nucleotide messenger RNA. RefSeq names its product progestin and adipoQ receptor family member 7 (gene PAQR7). Gene Ontology annotation, biological process: response to steroid hormone. Gene Ontology annotation, molecular function: steroid binding; nuclear steroid receptor activity. Gene Ontology annotation, cellular component: plasma membrane. The record is from RefSeq and is a predicted model, not a curated record. Lineage: Eukaryota; Metazoa; Chordata; Lepidosauria; Squamata; Pythonidae.
CCCUCCUGCUCAGUAGGGCAAAACCAGAGAACUGACUGGACCUGGUUAGCUGGUUUCUGUAAUAACCGGAGGGCACCAUCAGCUGUGCAGCAAAUAUUCAGCUGCACUCUCACCAAUUUUCAGCGCAUAGUUUUUCUUGCUGGAGAAGGAAAAAAAGCAACAUGGAUUCAUUAGGACCUGUUUAAACUCAUCCAGGAAACUGAGUUCCUGCCUCUCAAAUGAUCUCAUUGCAACAUCAGAUACGGCCAGUGUGUCCCCAGGAAACCAGAUAAAUAAAGAACUGAAAUAAAAGGACCUCCAACACCGCCCUUGUGCAGAAAAGAACUCAACCCUGGCCAUGAGUUUUAAUCUGGCCUCACCGAAAACACAGUUUCUCCCCUUCCUGUCAUGGCAACCAUCGUAUCCGAAAAACUCAGCCACCUCUUCAUCAACAUCCAGCACUUGUGCAAAAUCCCUCGACUUCUGGCAGAGGCGUUGCCUGCUCCGUCCUCCACAGUGGGAGCCUCCGACGUGCCCCAGCUUUUCCGGAAGCCCUACAUCCACGCCGGCUACCGACCCCUCCACCAGAGCUGGACCUUCUACUUCCUGUCCCUGUUCCAGCAGCACAACGAAGCCCUCAAUGUCUGGACCCACCUGCUGGCAGCUUUCAUUCUGCUGGGGAAGUUCUGGCAACUCUCCCAGACAGUUGAUUUUGUGGGGGACCCGCAUGCCCAGCCCCUCUUUGUCUUGGCUGUGUCUUCCAUCAUCUACUCAACCUUCAGCACCUCGGCUCACCUCUUGCAAGCCAAGUCGGAGUUCUGCCACUAUACUUUCUUCUUUUUGGACUACGUGGGGGUUGCCACGUACCAGUAUGGUAGCGCUUUAGUGCAUUACUACUAUGCCAUUGAGCCAGAAUGGCACGCCUGGAUUGCCAGUUUCUACAUUCCCAGUGCUGUGGUGUUGGCUUGGUUGUCGUGUGCUGGUUCCUGCUAUGCCAAAUACCGAUGCCCGCACCUCUCUUCUCUGCAGGGCAGGCUCUGCCAGGAAAUGCCCUCGGCAGUGGCCUACGCCUUAGACAUCAGCCCUGUGCUCCACCGUAUUUAUACCUCCACCAUCUCUGGGCAAAGCGAUUUGGCUGUUUCCUACCAUAAGUGCCACGUUCUGUGUUUUCUGGUUGCAGCCUUUUUUUUCGCCUACCCCUACCCAGAGAAGUGGUUUCCCGGGAAGUGUCACUUUGUUGGACAAGGCCACCAGAUCUUCCACAUGUUCCUCAUACUUUGUACCUUCACCCAGGUGGAGGCCGUGCUUCUAGACUACCGAACUAGGCGGCCCAUCUAUUCUCAGCUGCAUGGCAGCCUGGCUCCCUUUUUUUCCGCUCUGUGCCUUUUCCUGAUGGCUUGCUGUAGCCUCACGGCCGUCUACAUGACUGUGAAAGUCAAACGCAAAAUCUGGCAGAAGCGGGAGUGAGCAAGGGGACGCAGGCUGGUGGGGACCUAUCUCCAGCUUCCUCUUUAGUUACACUUGCUUGGUAACAACUGGGUAUGUCUGUCCUGCUGUCAUUUAGGAAACUGAAUAGGAUGGAUAGCUAUUGCUGGGGUGUUCCCCUCCUCCUGCAAUGAAUAUGUUGCUUGUGUGUUGCUCUGUCCAGGCAGCUGAGAUGGUAAGUUGGAGGUUGCAUCAGAAAGGAAGUGGCAGAACUGUUUGGGGAAAGGAAUUCUUGUUUCGUUUCUUGGAGGGUGUAACUAUGCUGUCUCCAAUUCAAGGGAGAACACAUUGUUGGUAUGCUUCUCAGAAGCUACAUUCCUCUUUCUUGCAUACUUCUGAAUCAGAGCGUGGCAGCCUUCGGGGUGUCAGGAAUCGACUUCAGUAUUGUAAGAGCUCCACCAAUGGGACCCUGGUGCCAGAGGCAUCUGUUUAGGAUCCUGAGGCCAGAAAUUGGUUCUGAAUACCAAAACUAGAUGGAGCAGCCCAACGUUCAUCCGGGGGUUCCCUAAACUUCCUUCAUUUCCGCAGCGCUGGACAGGUAAUGGGUGGAAGGGUUACCUUCACUGCUGCCCUUAAAACAUGGCAGCCAGCCGUCCUUGCCAGUUGGCUGUGAGCCACACCGAGAGCUCCUAAUACUUCCAGAUACACUUUUUGUCCGUUCCUGUUUUGGAUGGCGGAAGAGCUUCAGGAGAAGAAGUUGGAGGAACAGACUUUCUAGCCUCUAUCUGGGGUAAAGCUGCCCUUGCUCUGUGCUGCAUUGGUCUUGUGGAUUUGUUUUUCCCCCAGCCCCUUUGCGCUAUGCAGCCACAGCCUCACAAUUCUGUGCCCUGCUUCAGGGAACUCGUGCAGAACUGGUGCCUUCACGGAUUGCCUUCUGCAAUAUCCAGACAAAAGCAUCCUUGCUUCUUCUGGGAAAGCGUCUUGCACUUCUUCUUGUCUUUGGAAACAGUGAUCCAGGCCUUGGGAAACCUGCCAGGUGGAUGUGCCUUCAGAAGAGCAUCCGUCUAUCCAAAUCUUUGUAUAUGGGGUGACAUUACUUAUGUUAUUUUUACUGCAGCGGUAAGCUUGUUUUGAGAGGAUAACCUGGGUCAAAGCUGCCCGUAUGUGGGUCAAAUUGGGGCUUGAGAAGGGGGAAGAGCUGGGUUUUGAUGGCUGGUUUUUCCAGAGGGAAGUCCAUGCAACGAUAAUGGGUUGAGCUAAAAGACUCUAAAGCAGGGCUCUGGAGUUCCCCAAAAAUUAUCCAAGGGUUCCUUAUACCAAAUUUAAUUGUCUAUCCAUUUGCUACCCAGUCUCAUCUCCUCUGGUGUUUUACAUGGAGAUGGGGCUUCCCUGCCCUCUGCAACCUGCCCUUUUUAACUGGCAAUGCCAAGGAUUGAGCCCAGCACUUCUCCCAUGGCAAACAUUUGUGAUGCCACCAAGCUGUAGUCCCUGGGCUAGAAGAUCUCCAAGUUCCUCCCAACUCUAGGAUGCUCAGCUAGAUUGCACUCUGUGAAAUUCUGCACCAGGCAUCAUUUUAUUGGGCCUCUCUUCCACGAGUAUAUGCUCAACCCUGUUCUAAAACCCCAUCUGCAUUCACGGCUGUUGCCGUACUGCAGUGUUGCUCAAGCUUGGCAAGUUUAAGAUACGGGCUGGCUGGGGAAUUCUGGGAACUGAAGUCCAACCAUCUUAAGCUUGCCAAAGUUGAGAACCACUGCCAUAUUGUAUGCCAAAGAGUGCCAGAUGCAUUUUUUGAAGACACGUUCCUCUCAUCUUUUGGACGCUUCCAAACUCCAGUGCAUUCUUACCCAGAGUGUGUGAGGCUGCAGCUUCAGUUUGCCAAAUACACGUCCUGUUUUUCUCAGGAGGGUUGAAAUUGAAAUCACUCAACCGAGUCAGUAGAGAAAUACUUGGGGACACUUUGCAAUGGGUUGGAUCUGGAUGAAGUCUGUUUACUUCAGCUGCAAUCCUGCACACAUUGAUAGGGACUCAGCCGUGCUAAAUUCCGUGGGGCUUUCUUCUGCGUAAACGAGCGUGGGAUCUAGCUUUGUCAUGAGUGUCUUUUACCCUGUUUUCAGGGGAGCUUAAUGGCAGUUCACGUGGUCCAGAUCCAAACAGCGACUAGUUACAUUAGUGUUCCUCAAACUUAUGGGAAUUACUGAAGCUGAAGCCCAGCGCCCGUGGGAGGACUAGCGGAGGGCAAGUGCAGGCUGAGACAUGGUGUGGACAACUUUUCCAGCAUCAGGACCCGUCCUGGGUUUUCUAAACAGAGCAAUUUGACGUGGUUUGACCUUUGCAAAAUGCUUGCAUGGUUCAAUAUUUAGACCAGACGUGGUCACACCUCUGUUUCUUGGCAGACCUCACAGCCUGCUUUGUGUCCAAAAUUGGGAGUGCAGAUUGCCAGAGGUGGGGGGGCAACUCCCCACCACCACCAUUAAUCUAAGGCCAAAGGUAGGCUUAAGGGAGGGUCAAAACCAAAUGUAUAGAUUCUAAGGGGAAGAAGCAAAUAUCUGGGUCACCCCAUCUGUCGAAUACCAGACCCACUUCUGGGAUUGCUCCCAAGUGUUCUUAGCUUUUUCUGUCUUCCGAAAAAUGCAGCCAUCUCUGUUGGAGAUACGUUGAGUCAGUUAGAAAAUGGGUUAGGUUUAUCCUUCCAACAUCAACAAUAAGGAGCUUUAUGCUGCCUUCUGUUCCUUGAGUUCAAUGAUCUGGAGACACGAUAACGAAAAAGCACAGGUUUCAGUCUCCUUAUGAAUUCAGGUUUCGGGGAAAGAUGAUCUUAACUGAUAUCCUGAAGUGGCUGUAAGACUUGUGUAAAGAAAUCAAUGAGAAAAUGGAAUGGCAGGGAGAAAAGCGGCGGGGGGGGGAGCUUUUCCUGCCAGACUAGUUUUUCCCAGGCUGUAAACCUUUUCUUGACCCCUCCACCCAACCCCCCUCCCUAUCAGAAUUAUAAAGUUGCCUAGCUCAAACAUUUUGGACUGGAUUAUAUUUAUGGAUCUGUACAUUUGGCCCAAAUCUUUCUACCAAUUGCCCUAGAUGUUUAAAGAUGGUUUUCAGUCACUCUGCAGAAUUUUUGUAGAAAGGAAGUCUGGAUACGUGUGUGUGUUUCUUGUCUCUCCUACCUUUUGUACACGUUAGAGGACCUUGACGCCUCCACUUGUUUCUAUUAAAAAAAAGGAAAAAAAACUUUUUAUAAGCCA